GUCUUCCCUCCCUCCUCAUUUCGCACCUCUGCCCUGUACAGCGACGCGAUAUACGCGUCAAAACACUGAACUCACGUUCCCGACCUACUGUGCACUCUCAAUCGCGCUUUUGACAAAGGGACGGUUGUCGUUAGAAACCGUCAAACGACAACACCUCAGGGUCCUGCUGUGUGACAUUACCCUUUUUGAACAAAGGCUCACCGUUGGCCACAACCUCCGACAUGGUCCACCAAUUUAAAGCGUCGCAGAUGUCGCGUUCGGGUGACCCCCCGUGCGCCUCUUCUUCGCCACACUUUCACUGGCCUCAUCCGCAGACUGCAACAUCAUCUCCUCCGAUGGCAUACAACACGCCUCGAUCUCACAAACAACUUGUGCAUGCGUUCACUAUGGAGGAGACGAAACAAACCAAUGACAAGAAUAUGACGGCCUGGAAGCACGAAAUCAACAAGAAAAUUGUGGUCAUGCCCAUGGCUGUUGAAGACUUCCUCGAACGAUAUGUACCUAGUCGCGCCAACCCGCCCCCGGCCCAAGUCGCUGCCAGUGGUCCCCUACCCAACGUUCCUGUGGGUCAGCCGGAGUUAGGGAUGUAUGGCCCUCUGUGCGCUGUGCUCAAGGAAUUGGUCAAAGGCUUCCCCAAUGACAAGCGCCUGUGCUUCGCAAACAACGCCCACAAGCCGAUCAAGUUCCCGUACGGUAAAUACGAGCAGGAUCACCACGCCACCAAGCCGGAUGUCAUCGCUUCUCUUCCCGGAAAGACGUUCACGGGGAAAGAUCCUGGUCGCUGGCGCAAUAUUUCUCUUAUUUUCGAGGCGAAGAGUACAGAAAGUGGUGAUCCCAUGCGAUACCACUCCAACGCCAACGAGGAGACUUUAGUACAGCUAUCCAAGAGUGCUCGGAACAUUCUCUUCGCUCAGAGCCGACUGUUCACGUUCGGCAUCGGGAUCUACGGGGCUAUGGCGCGCAUAUAUCGCUUCGAUCACGCUGGAGCCGUCUGCUCGCAGGAGUUCGAGUAUUCAGCCGCAAACGGCGCAGUUCUACGCGACUUCUUGUGGCGUUUCGUCAAUCCAAUCUCAGAUGGGUGCGACAUCGUUGGGGCUGAUCCGACGGUGCGGCUCGCUACGUCGGAUGAGCGAAUGACGGUGGAGAAGCAGCUGCUUGCGGGAGGAAUCAUGCACGACAACGAGACGUCGAAGGCAUGCCGUUGGAUUACCGUCAAAGGGUCGGAAAACAAGAAGAGCAAGAGGUACCUUCUCUACGAGCUGGUCUUUGUGAAUCCGCGACUCUUCUCUCGCGCCACGACAGUGUGGAAGGCGCUGGAGGUCGACGAGAACGGCUGGCCAACGAACCUGUCGCGUGAUGCGGAGAAUCGGCCUCAUGGAGUUCAAGUCAUCAUCAAGGAUUCGUGGCGGCAGCUGGCGCGCAAGCCCGAGCCAGAAUACUACAAGCAAAUCUAUGGCCACAUAGCCUCGCAACUGUCGCAACCUGACCUCGUGAAGGAAGCAUCAGAAGAAGAUAUCAAGGGAGCGGUCAUGAAGGCAUGGGGCAAGACAUGGCCGGGGUUGGCUGAGUACCUGAUCGGCGAUGAUCUUGGUGCAAAUGACCUCGAAGUAGACGAAGAGGAACGGACAGGUCAGCAGACGUGCUCGGGCGAGCAUCUGGCCAGGGGCCUCCAUCGUCUGUUCGAACGCAGUCACACGCGCAUGGUUUCGAAAUCUAUCGGCACUCCCCUCUCUGCAUUUCAGCGUACGAAGGAGAUGAUACAGGCUCUGCGCGACGCGAUCUUCGGUACGUGUAUCUGUUUUUGGGUGCACACUGUGUAUUUACCUUAUUAUGAUCUCAGGGCAUAG
Rhodofomes roseus is the source of this 1847-nucleotide messenger RNA. RefSeq lists its product as uncharacterized. NCBI's taxonomy places the organism in Eukaryota, Fungi, Basidiomycota, Agaricomycetes, Polyporales, Fomitopsidaceae. The transcript is spliced from 3 exons. Bases 222 to 1847 code for a protein of 541 amino acids. The record is from RefSeq and is a predicted model, not a curated record.